AUGUUCAGUCGCGCAGUACCUCACCAUGGAGAACAGCUCCAAGUCUCGUUCCCAGACGAACAUGUCUUCAUGAUAACGUUCAAUCGGCCCGAGGCUUUGAAUGCCAUGACCCCGCAGAUGGAGUCAGACAUCAAAACACUGUUAGAUUGGUUCGACUCAGAGGCGGUCCUAUGGCAAGAUAUUCUCUCAAGCCACCACGACUUUGUCAGGGUUGCUAUUGUGACAGGAGCAGGUCGUGGAUUCUGUGCCGGAGCAGAUCUCAAGAUGUUUGGGAGUGAUGCAUCGGAUGCAGAAACCAAGAUCAACGGGAUUGCGUCGUCUCACCAUGGCUUCGCGAGCAUUUCCCGCCGGAGUGUCACUUCCGGCAGCCCGAAACCCAUCAUCGCCGCGGUCAAUGGAUUGGCCCUUGGCGGAGGAAUGGAGCUUAUCGUCGACUGCGAUCUGGUAGUCGCUAGCCGGGAUGCCAUCUUCGGGUUCCCGGAAGUCAAACAUGGCGUGGUCGCUGCCCAAGGAGGCAUACCGCGCAUAUUGAAGAUAGCCGGUCAUCAGCUUGCAUCUGAAUUAUUGCUCACGGGACGAACCAUCACUGCUCAGGAAGCCCAUGAUCGGUAUCAUUUCGUGAACGUCGUGACUGCGCCUCCCGACGUACUCCCAACCGCGCUAGCGCUGGCCAAGUCCAUAUGCGCUAAUUCCCCCGAUGCAGUUCAGGCGACGAAGCGUUCGUUGAUCCUCGCCUCAGAACAUGCAGGUGUCGAAGACGCUUUUCAAAGAGCGACUUUCAGCGCAGAAAUGCGAAGAGUGUACGACGGGGCCAAUAUGAAGGAGGGUCUGGCGGCGUUCAAGGAGAAACGCCGAACCAAGUUCAGGAACCCAGCCAAACUGUGA
Molecule: messenger RNA, 885 nt
Organism: Punctularia strigosozonata HHB-11173 SS5
Lineage: Eukaryota; Fungi; Basidiomycota; Agaricomycetes; Corticiales; Punctulariaceae
Product: ClpP/crotonase
Exons: 9
Coding region: 1-885 (294 amino acids)
Biological process (GO): fatty acid beta-oxidation
Cellular component (GO): mitochondrion
Molecular function (GO): enoyl-CoA hydratase activity
Source: RefSeq, a predicted model, not a curated record